Molecule: messenger RNA, 1093 nt
Organism: Lobosporangium transversale
Lineage: Eukaryota; Fungi; Mortierellomycota; Mortierellomycetes; Mortierellales; Mortierellaceae
Exons: 1
Coding region: 14-1093 (359 amino acids)
Cellular component (GO): plasma membrane
Source: RefSeq, a predicted model, not a curated record
AUCAUAUUAAAACAUGACCCGCUCCAAAAAAUCUACAACUCUCCUCCAUUCACCAAGCUCACUCCUACGUAGUAGACGCCUCCCUCGCACCAAACCCAACAACUGGCUACGAUGUGCGCCUGCAUAUCUCCUCAUGAUCAUCUCCAUGAUGAUCUCUCUCUUUGCUACCCUUUCCUCCGCUGCUCCCCUACCAGGAUUUCCAACGGCGAGUAAAGCUCCAGGAGAUGAUGAUAAUGGCAAUAAUGAUCUUGAUGAUGUCCUCGGAGAUGCGCGUGAGGGACCCUACAACAUCUCGACUCAGGCGAAAAUUGCAGGCGCCAUCUUGAUUAUCCUAGGCUUUAUUCUCUGUUUCUUUGGCUACCGAAUCUAUUAUGUAACCUUAUUCAUUGCUGGAUUUUACUUCCUGGGUAACCUCUCUUACAUUGGUAUGGCGAAUGCUGGUGUAUCCUCCUACACUCUCCUGUUGGUAAUCUCCAUCAUAGUUGGCAUCAUCGGAGGAUUGUUCCUUAUCUUUUGUUCCAGACUCGGAGCUGCUGUCUUGGGCGCCUUGGCGUUCUAUGCUGUGGGACUUUGGAUCCUGGGUUGGAAAUCCGGUGGAGUCAUCACCAAUUCUUCAGGCCGAAUCUCCUUGCUGGUCGUCCUCGCGGUCAUUGGCUUCGUGAUCGGGCUUUUUAAUGAGAAGGAAAUGGUGAUCGUAGCCUCUGCUAUCGUAGGCGCUUACUCCUUCGUCGUUGGUGUGGACAUGUACGCUCAUACUGGCUUCACCUCUCGUGCAGACUCCUUCAUCAACUCUCGAAACAGUGUUGAAUCUCAUUUCGAGGAUGAGCCUGCAGGUGCCUAUGCUCUGCUCGGAACGUUCUUGGUUAUGGCUAUCUUGGGUAUGCUUAUUCAGUUCUAUUCUUGGGGAAGGACCAGAACUUUCCGUCCUGUAGCAGCUGUCGCUCCUGUUGUCCCUGUUGCCCCUGUUGCUCCCGUGGCACCCGCCGUUGCUGGUGCUCCCGGUACUGCUCCUAUUGCGCCUGUUGCUGACCCCGUCUAUACAGAGAAGCCCGUCGUUAGCCGCUGGGGAAGAUUCUUUGGGCGCCGUUACUAA